AUGGGUUUUAAUUCUUGUAGUUCUUAUGGUUAUAUUAGAUUUACAACUAGUGGAUAAUGUUAAAUGCCUACCUACUAAGCAUGUUUAGAUUAAACGCAAUAAAAUUGCUUUAAUGAUAGUGUGUGUGUUGUUGAAAUGAAACUAAUUCCAAAAAGUAAUACUAAUUUUACCUGUUAAAUACCCAGUGAUUUGUCUGAUUUUGGUUGUCCAUCUAAUUGUGCAGCAUUACCUAUUUGCCAAACUUUAGGAUAUUAUUCAUCAGGAGGCAGCUGCCUAAAAAUAAGUGAUAAACAAAAGGAUUGUUUAAAUAGUCCGGUUUGUAGCGCUUCAUAUAUUGAUUCAAUUUGUAAAAGUUCUGGAUAUAUAGGUGAUAGUAAAGGCAAAUGUUUAGAACUUUAAGCAAGCGAUUGUUUAAAUUUAUCACCUCAAAAUAUAAACACUUAUUGUAAUGGAUCUAACAGUACUUGCGUUUAAAAAUACAAAUUUGUAUAUGAUAACAGCAAAUAGACUUGUACUUUUGAUUGUCUUUAAAAUUUUAACUGCCUAGAUGGUAGUUUUUGCUUGAAAAUAAACUCAAGUGAGUUAGGUGCUUUUGGAUAUUCUAAAUUAAAUUCUUAAGGCAAAUGCUACGUAGAUUUGUCUAUAAACGAUUGUAUUAAAUAUAAAUCUACAUAAUAUGUUUAUUGUCCUUAAGCAUGUAUUAUUAAAUAUAAUUUAAUAUAGUCACAAAAUGGAUGUUUAUUACCCUCUCACUCAGACUGCGAUAAUGCAACAUAAUACUCUAAAUAUGGAUGCAGUACAGAUAAAUAUCUUUGUUAAUAUUUGGGAUGGACUUAAACUUAAAAAGGCUCAAAUGAAUGUUAAGAUCCUACUAACACUUGUUUAAGCUAAUAUUUGUUAUGCAAUUAGUAAGAUAGCUAAUAGUAUACAAUCAAAGCUUAAAAUACUAGUUUAGGAAAUUAUUUAGGAUUAGUUUAGGAUAUUAUUGUUGGUUGGAAGAUUCCUGAUUUAGAUUAUUGCAAUGGUUAGAACCUUUGUUAAAGACCUCAAAGUUUUUGCAGAAAAGCUGGUUUUAUUUUAAAUCCUUUAACUAAUAAUUGUUCAGUUCCAGAUAUAUUAAAAGAUUGUUUGGGGCAAGAAAAAUGCUCAGAUAAAUUUAUGACAAUAUGUAAAAAAUAAUAUGGAUUUUCAAAUCCUUCUAUUAACUAAUAAUCUAAAUGCAUAAUCCCUUAAAAUUGUAGCUAAUUAAAAAAAUAAAAUAUAGUCAAUCACGCGUGUGAAAUAGGAGGAUUUAUUUCUUUAGAUAAUAAUAUGUAUUUCAUAGAUUCAAAAGAUAUUUAUAAUAACUUGAAUAUCAAUAUUGAUCUUAAUUAUAAUAUCACUUUAAGUUAUUGCUUAACUUAAAUAAAAAUUAAUAAUGCUGUUUGUUCUUCAGGUACAUCAGUAUGUAAUUUGAUAGGAUUCAAGGCUAAUAAAGAUGGAACUUGUUAAUAUCCAGAAAUUGACUUUUGUCUCAUACCAGGGAGCGGUAAUUGUAGUCAAAAUAAUAUAUGUUUAAGAUAUUUUAAACUUGAAAAAAGUAAAACUAGCAAUGAUUGCGUUAUUCCAAAAAAUGGUGAUUAUACCAAAUGUUAGUACUUAUUAGAGACGCCUAGAAUUCAAUUGCACUAUUGCUAAACAUACUUUGGAUUUAAAUACACUCCAGCAAGCACGUUAUGUUCUUCAGAACCAUCAAAUACUUUUUGUACAGGAACAUACAGUCAAUUUUGCAACAUUUUUGAUACUUCUACUCCUUGUACUUAUACCACUUAUGUUUAAUAUAAUAAUUACAUAUAAUAUGGUGAUAUUGAAUAAGGCAAUCCUUUUGAUUAUAUAUUUUCGAAAUGUACUAUUGAUUAGUGUUCGGAAAAAUGCAAUCUACUAGGGUUUAAAAACUGCAAAAUUCCUGAUUAUUCAACUUGCAGUUUGUAUGAUGGCUAAAAUUAUAACCACGCUUGCCAUUUGAUGAGAGCUAUGAAUGCAGUUGAUGUCGCUAAUUAAUGCUUAAACUAGCCUAAUUGCUCAAAUAUUUGUUAGUUCUAUGGUUUUAUUUUGGGGUAAGAUAAUAGCUGCUAAAUUCCCGACUCAGCUACAUGUUCAGCUUUAGGUAAAACGCUUGAUGCUUUUUAUCAUGCAUGUGGAUUUUAGAAUUUUUAAAAUCCUGAUAAAAUGUUUAUAUCAUAAUACUGUCUUAGAAGAGGUUUAAAUAUGUGUUCUAGUUAAGAUUCAAUAUGCAUAAAGUACUACAAUUUUGCUAGCUCUUCUGAUGGUAGUGGUGAUUGCUAGAAUCCUAAUGUCCUUAGUUGUCUGAAUCUUAAUUAAAAUAUAAUUCCUAUUAAAUGCUAAGUUAUGGUAGGUUUUGUAUUAAAACCAGUUAAACAAUUAUUUAUCUAUUUGGCUAAAGAGGAUUAUGAAAAUUUAAAUCAAGAUUAAAUAGGUCUAGCUCUAGAGCUAGGAUUAUUAUUAAAUAGCGACUAAAAGCCUAAAACUCCUGAACCAUUUGAUUGUCUUAAAAACCCCAUAUGUGCUACACCAAAAAGAUUUGGUAGUGCUUCUCCUGCGCCCUAUUAAACUUUCUGUAUAAAUUAAGGAUUCUCAGUAGCCUAAGAUGGUAAAAGUUGUUUUGUUGAUGUAAAUACUUGCGUUAAACCAGGCUAAGCUUGCAGUAUAGCAUGUUAAUUCUCAGGAUUUGCACAGAAAAAUAAAACUGACUAAACUUGCUUAAUUAUGGAUAAAGAUUAAUUUUAUUGUGAUUCAACAUAUAAAGUAAAAUCAUCUUAUUGUGACUCACUAGGAUAUAAAUGGGUAAAUGAUCAUUACGAGUACCCGACUCAUGCAGAAUGUGAAGAUAACACAAAUGGCUAUUGUGGUUAAGGUAAAAUUACAUGUACAGAAAGAGGAUGGACUUCAGUUAAUGGUUAAUGCGAAUAUAAAAUAAAUUGCCUUGAUAAGUUCAAUGAAAAUAAAUAACUUUAUUACGAUUGUACAAUCCCUAAUAAUUUAGACUGCACAGUAUAAGGUGUUAAAAAUUGUGCAAGUAAAAAAUAUUCUAUUUGUGUUUAGUAAGCAUUUGCUCAAGGUAAUAAUUCUGAUUGUAUUUGCUCAGGGUAAGUUUAUCAAGGUGCUUGUUAUAUAGUAAUUAAUCGCAACUAAGGAAAUAUAACUACUAGUUAAGCCUCUUUCUUAAAAUUAACUAUUUUAUAUUUAUCUAUCAUUUUUUUAGUGUUAAAGUGA
Tetrahymena thermophila SB210 is the source of this 3273-nucleotide messenger RNA. RefSeq names its product transmembrane protein, putative. The transcript is spliced from 2 exons. NCBI's taxonomy places the organism in Eukaryota, Ciliophora, Oligohymenophorea, Hymenostomatida, Tetrahymenidae. The record is from RefSeq and is a predicted model, not a curated record.